Molecule: messenger RNA, 633 nt
Organism: Coffea arabica (coffee)
Lineage: Eukaryota; Viridiplantae; Streptophyta; Magnoliopsida; Gentianales; Rubiaceae
Source: RefSeq, a predicted model, not a curated record
AUGGCUGGUCCCUCCUCUCAUCCAAAAACUCUCCACCUUCCUCUUCAGACCAGUUCCUCCCUAAAAUCAGCUUCAUCUUCUGCUCAACUGACUUCCUCCAAGCUCAAAACCAUACUCCAAUCCUUCAUCUUCUCACACUUGUACCGCAUUGUUCGUGCCCUCACCAAAGCAAAAUCCAUUGUCAUUCAAGUUCUUAAAGAUAUUCAGCUGCUUCAGUUCAUUCAACUGUCCGUGAAAAAGAACAGCAAGAAUCUCAAGAACAAGCUGUUUCUGGGCUCAUUUAGGAUGCAUUAUAACUGGUGUUCUUCUCAUGUCAUGCCUGCCCCCAUGCCUAAGCUCGAAGGCUACUACUCAUCCAAAGAUUGGUACUAUGAUUCCUCGUGGAACACUUGCGAAAUCCCAUCAACAGAUUCUUGCGAAGAACUCAUUGGAGGUGCUCCAGAUUCGUCUUCGCAGCUUGCAGGAUAUCUCAAAUGGCUUGAGGAGAGAAAGGAUCGUAACAAUCAUGAUCAGGGCAAUGAAAUUGACAUGCUGGCUGAUAUGUUCAUUGCUAAUAGCCAUGAGAAGUUCAGGUUGGAGAAACAAGAGUCCUAUAGGAGAUUCCAAGAGAUGAUGGAUAGAAGCAUAUCAUGA